Messenger RNA from Microplitis demolitor, 2659 nucleotides. RefSeq lists its product as uncharacterized. Gene Ontology annotation, molecular function: scavenger receptor activity; protein binding. The transcript has 10 exons. Lineage: Eukaryota; Metazoa; Arthropoda; Insecta; Hymenoptera; Braconidae. The record is from RefSeq and is a predicted model, not a curated record. Bases 926 to 2605 code for a protein of 559 amino acids.
UUCAAGUGCAUUCCGAGUUACUACGACGCGCCCAAUUACUUUCAUCCAAGAUAACUUCUUCAUGUUACUCAAUUUUUAUAUUCCAAUCCUUUAAUUAAAAUUCAAAACUUACAGAAACAAAAAUCGUCUCGUUGAAAAAUAAAAAUUUUUCCCUUCGUCCCAAGUGAAAUAAAUUCAAAAUAUGUUCAAAGUUAAUAUAAAACGACACUAAUAAAGAAAGUUAUUGAAUCGUUUAAAAAAAAAAAUUAGAAACCAGACGCCAUUUUUUUUUUUUGUUGUAAAAUUUUUCUAUUUUAGUGUUAAAUGUGUCGUGAUUUAUAUUUUGUGAGUAGAAAAACUAAAUUACUAUGUGACAAUAGUCUUUAUCCAAUUGUCUGGUGAUCGUCUUCUCAUACGUGCCGAGUAGUACAGAGCGACGUCAUCUAAUGUAAUGUAAUGUACUGGCACGUAGACGUUGACAUGUACUGUCAGUGUCACUUUUUUUUAUUUCUGAAUAAAAAGUUGACUUGUUUGACGUGUGAUCGGUGAUUUGUUGAUUGAUUGCUAUUUUAGGACAACUUGAGGAAACUAGUUUUUUUUUUUUUUUUUUUUUGAAUUUUUAUUUUGAAAUUAAAUAGUUUAAAUUGUUACAAUAAUUUUUAUUAAAUAAUGCUAAUAUGGAGCCUUGACAUCGUGAUCUGUUAUGUGAAAAUAAUUUUUUUUUGUUAAUUAAUCAAGUGCGUAAUUAAAAUUACUGCUAAAUGCAUUGUGAUUUUAAAAUUUAAAUAAAUUUUUUUAAGUGACAGUAAAAGUCGAACAAAAUGAAAACAAAAUUAUAGUUGAGUUUUACAUCGCUGAAAUUUUCGAAGGAACUGAAAAAUUCUUUAGCUAAUUUUCAUUAUUGUCGGCACGAGUUUCCGUUUCCUGGCGGCGUGUGUACAUCAAAAUGGAGUCAUCCUGGAUUUUGAAACAAAAUGGCCUCGUCCUCGUACUCGUCCUCGUCCUCGUCCUUGUUCUGGUGACUUCUGCGGAAGUUUCUGAAGAAAAUUUGUGCCAAAGGGUGGAAAACUAUACAGUGACGGUUAGAGAACAGUAUCAACAGCCGGUGCUGGUCACAACGACUUCAUGGUGUUUAUCUGUCCCACCGAGAUGCACUAGAGAUCAUAUUGAAAUGAGAACUCAGUUUAGGAUAAAGAGUGAAAUAAAAGAAAGGAAUGUUAGUGAUUGUUGCGAAGGAUAUGUCAAACAAAAAUAUCAAAUAAAUAAUUAUUACUCGGAAAAAUGUAUUCCGAUAUCAAACUGCACACCAGGGUUUAUUGGAGAUAAAUGUGAUAUUGCGUGUCCAGAAGGUACAUGGGGUAUCUCAUGCCAACAAACAUGCAAUUGCGGGCUUAAGGGUAUUUGUAAUCCGAUUAAUGGAACUUGUAGCUGUCUACCAGGAUGGAAAGGCUUAAACUGCACAGAUAAAUGUGACCCGAGUAAAUGGGGUCGCAAUUGCUCAAUGUCAUGCUUUUGUAUCGAUGGAUUUUGUCAUCAUGAAACGGGAAAAUGUAGCAUUCAAUCUUCGAUAGAUAUUUUUGGUAUCAAAAAAACGAAUGAUGAAAAAAUAAUAGAAACGACUGCUAAGUCUACUGAAAUUACCCAACUCAGGGGCAAUUCAUUUGAUAUUAAUUUUUAUAAUAAUAAUAAUGACUAUACAAGUACAGAGCUGCAAGUAGAGAGCAGUACUGUUACUACUGAAGCAACAUCAAAAUUGAAAGCGCCAGCAAUUAACUCAGUAAUUACAGCGAGCGAGAGAACAUUUACGACUUCAUCAAAUGUAUUAACAACUACAACAGGUACCCCAAUUCUAUCAACGACGUUCAUCGAUACAUCAACAUCGACAUCGACAUCGACCUCUUCAAACCGACCAAUCCUGGCAGUUCUCCAUAUGUCUGGAAAAUCUAUUCCGACCCAAAUGAUUACGAGCUCCAUUGGCACAGGAUUACAAGAUCCGCUGGGUGCUGAUAAAAUUCCAGUUCACGUUCCGAUGUCACUAGAUAUCAUAGCGUUUAUUGUUAUCGGGUCGAUAUUAUCUUUGGGAUUGACAAUAAUGGCAGUACUGGCAAUUCUUCAUGUCCGCGCUAAACUUUACGAGACUAUAAGGCUGUCAAUUUACGACGCCGAGAAACCGUCGGCUGGAGAACAUAAUAAUAGCAACACAUUGACAAGAACAAGAACAAUAACAUCAAUACCAAUACCAGGACCACCGGCAACUCUAACAGCAGCGGCAAUGUCCUCGACACUGACACGCGAAAAAGGAUACGACAGGCAUACGAUAAAUCGCAAUAGUCAUAUACUUACACCCGUACGUGAUUAUGAAACUCCAAGAUGUAUUAUUCCGGAGCGACCAGGUACAUUACCAAGACCAACUCCUAUAACACGUGAAUCGACGUAUUCAAAUCAAUAUCCAAAUAUUCAUUUAUUUAGUAAUUUGCGAGAAUUAUUAGAAGCUCAUUACGAUCGACCACCGGCUAAUUCAUUACGUCAAUUAACAGCAGAAUCAAAUAACGAAGCCGAGCAUCUCUACGACGAAAUUCCACUUCAGACAACGACAUUUUCAUUAAAAUCUAAUUCAUUUGAAUAAAUUUAUAAAUUAAUAUCAUAUUAAUUGAUCAUUAAUCAUUAACUAUUAAUUAUA